Messenger RNA from Necator americanus (New World hookworm), 483 nucleotides. RefSeq lists its product as uncharacterized. The transcript has a single exon. The record is from RefSeq and is a predicted model, not a curated record. NCBI's taxonomy places the organism in Eukaryota, Metazoa, Nematoda, Chromadorea, Rhabditida, Ancylostomatidae. The coding region runs from base 1 to 483 and encodes 160 amino acids.
AUGGCAACCGGACAACAACGACCGUACCGGCUUACCGAUGUGCUCGGCGGACUAUCGGAUCUGAUAUCGCGCCGGCGAUCCCCGUCGUUAUCGCGGAAAAAACGUAAAGAAACACCAGCCACAGACGGUCACCGCAAAGGCAGCGCACCGGCAAGCUUAAAUCACAUGUUUGUACCGAUUGUCGAGUUGGUAGUAGCUUCUGCCGACUCGCCCGGAGGUUCUAUGCGAUCUGGCGCCAGCGUGUCGCCAAUGCGGCAGGUGGAUGAUCGCACCAAAACACCAACGUCGUCAGCUGUCCCUAUUCCUGCAACAAUUCGGAUACAGCGUCCAACCGAUGACGAUGAAAAUGAUGGUAAGCACUAUUUGCUUCUUUGGAAUUCAAUGUGUUCCGAGACAUGGAGUGGUUCGGGGUUUGGAUGUCUAAUCCUCUAUGCGAUGAAUAUGAGUUUUUGUCGGCUUUGCGGCAUUAUGAUGAUUUUUUAA